This is a messenger RNA of Striga asiatica, 726 nucleotides long. The record is from the annotation of a GenBank genome assembly. NCBI's taxonomy places the organism in Eukaryota, Viridiplantae, Streptophyta, Magnoliopsida, Lamiales, Orobanchaceae.
AUGCCGCGAAAAAUUACCUUGAACAGCAAAAUGAAGAACAGAUCAGUCAUCCUGCAGAAGAAACUGCGCGAAUUGGAAACCGAGCUCGGUGACGUCAUCCGGAUCCCCCUCGACCCGGCUUCGCCGCCCGGCCCGCUCCAGCAGAUCGCCUUCGACGACAUCAGGAAGCGCUUCGCCUUCCUGCGCAACCUCCUCUCGCAGGAGAUCGCGUCCAGGCCGCGGAACUCCGGCCAAUUGGAGGAAAUUGGGGAGCGGCUGGCCGCGUUGAGGUCGACCUUCCGCGAAUGGAACGACCUGAGGCUGUCGGUGCUCCUCCGGGGCGGCGGUUCGGGGGAAUCCCAGGAUUUUUCCGGCGGAGGGCCGCCGGGGGAGGUUCCGCGCGAUUCCGCGGCAGGAGGAGGUGCGAAGGGGGAGGAGUGUGGUCAGCAGGUGGUUCCGUGCGGCGGCAGCGUUGUUUCGGGUUCGGAUUCGAACUCAGAUCCGGAAGAUUCGCGUUGCGAGAAUACGACGGAUGAAUUAUUCGGUGUUGUGGAGAAGGAUGGGGACGUGAAGAAGGAAGAGGAGGCGGCGGCGGUGGAGGAGAAUGUGUGGAGUAGAAUGGGAAAGUACGGCGGCGCGUUUGGGUGCGGGAUGAUUGUGGGGGCCAUUUGCACUGUGAGGUGGUUUUUUGUUGCUUUUACGCCUCGUCUGAUUGAAUAUGAAGCUAUUCUUAUACCUCCCACAUAG